AACCCGAUCCAGCUGUAACAAAGCAAAGCACCAUCUUCAUUUCCCCAAUCGGCAGCCGAAUUAGAGAGAGAGAGAGAGUUAGAGCGCGAGAGAGAGUUUCGAGAGAGAUGGCAUCAGGAUGGGGAAUAACCGGAAACAAAGGCAGAUGCUACGAUUUCUGGAUGGACUUCAGCGAAUGUAUGUCUCGCUGUAGAGAGCCCAAAGAUUGCUCUCUUCUUCGCGAAGACUAUCUCGAAUGUCUUCACCAUUCCAAAGAGUUUCAAAGAAGAAACCGGAUCUACAAAGAAGAGCAGCGUCAACUGAGAGCAGCAGCGUCAAAAGCAAAAGGGGAAGUUGGGCAUGAAGUUCAACCCCACUAGUAUUGUAUUUGACAUUCACCCUUUUGGAGUUUGCAAUAAUGAUUGUUUUUUGCAAUCUAAAUAGAUGGGAGUUCAGUAAAAAUAUUAUUGUCAGUCCUUUUGUUGUUGAGAACUGAACUGAACUGAACAAAUGUCUUGUUUUGGUUUGCAUGAUAUUGUCUAUCUUUACUUUUUCUCUGACAAUUAUAUCAAUGCUGCUUAUGAAAUUAUUAAUUUUUCUCGAAA
This is a messenger RNA of Daucus carota subsp. sativus, 584 nucleotides long. RefSeq names its product NADH dehydrogenase [ubiquinone] iron-sulfur protein 5-B. The transcript has 2 exons. Gene Ontology annotation, biological process: mitochondrial respiratory chain complex I assembly. NCBI's taxonomy places the organism in Eukaryota, Viridiplantae, Streptophyta, Magnoliopsida, Apiales, Apiaceae. The record is from RefSeq and is a predicted model, not a curated record. The coding region runs from base 108 to 359 and encodes 83 amino acids.